UGACUUUCGUCUGCAAGAGUGCAAUAAUAAGCAAUUUUUAUUGUAAUUUUUAUCGCAAAUAGAAGUUACAGCUUUUCGUCAAUGAUGACUUCUGAAAGUUCAAGUAGUUCAGGAAAUCCGUAUGACCUCAAUGGGCCAAAUUUCAAUUCUGAAUUGUACCUACAAAAACUAUUCAAGCAAUGUAAUCUUAAACAAGUUAUGGAUCAUGAAGCAGAAAUUGUGCGUGAUACACAAACUUUACAUUCUGAUAUGCAAACUCUCGUUUACGAAAAUUACAAUAAAUUCAUAGCAGCUACAGAUACUGUUAGGAAGAUGAAAUAUGACUUUAACCAGAUGGAGGAAUCAAUGGACUUAUUGGCUAAAAAUAUGGAUAGUAUCACUUCAUCGUCUGAACAAAUAUCAUCAACCCUGCAGAGUACCAAACAUCAAAUUAUAAGAUUAUCAUCAAUCCAUACGUUACUGGAAAAACUGCAAUUUUUAUUCAAGCUACCGAAUAAGUUGACUGAUAAAUUAAACGAAGAGAACUAUCGUCAAGCUGUACAAGACUACAUACAUGCCAAAAAAGUAUUAAAUCAAUACGCUAACAUGCCAUCCUUCCAAGGUAUUCAAAAAGACUGUGAGGAUAUAGUAGAGGAGUUGAAAACAAGACUGCAUGCACAAUUUGAAAAGAAAGAUGCAUCAAUGCAGUCUCUGGCAGAAAGUGUAGAUCUGCUGUUGCAAUUAAAAGAGCCAGCUGAUAUAUUGUGUGCUGAUUUUCUGACCCAUGCAGAUGCUCGGCUGUCAGAACAAUUGGAUAAUUUGAGAGAUAUGUGUGAAAAUGAUAUAAUUGAAUUUGUGGAUGCAAGCUUAUCUGGUUUCUUGAGUGACUUGUGUUUGAUUGUUGCCUCUUACAAGGAUAUGUUUGUUGAUCGCCCACCAUUAGAGCCUAAUGAAUUUAGUGAUGAUUUUGAUACUAAAGCUGUUUCUCGGUUAAAUACUUUUAUCAUGAAUAACAUGAAGAAGUACUUUGAUCUUGUUGGAAAGAGAGUAGAAAAUGUAGCUGACACAGCAGUACUUGUCAGAGCAUUGGAUAGAUUUUAUAAAAGAUUGCAAGCUAUGAAUGCACUCUGUGAAGACACUGAUUUUGCAAGAACUGGAACAGAAAUAGUCAUAAGCGCAGGUAGAAAACAAUGCCGCAAUCAUCUUGCAGCUUUAAAACAGCAUCUAAAUGAAACUCUAGCCAAAGUCAGACAAACCUUAGCUUCCAAAGUGUCUUCCGAAAGUGAUGGCGGUUUACCCGAACUACAAGCUCUACUUGUAAUGCCUACUAUCGAAAAAGUCAAGGGAAUAUUGCAGGAUUUGGUUAUAUUUUUGCAGCCAGAAUUGUCAUUUGGCUUAAAACCACAAUUUCUUCAGCGUUUUUGCGUGGAUGAAGUUAGGGAAGGUCUGGUGAUUGGCUUUCUCUAUCAUUUAACGGCUACUGCCAACGGAUUUUGCACGGGAUUGGAUACUCCGAAAUUUCCAUUAACGUUACUCUUGCUUUUAAGCAAAAUGUGCCUUGAAUUUAAAGACAGCAAUGUUCAUUAUCUCUUAACAUCGACAGAUGACCUAUUCAAUAUAGAAGAAUAUGCCUCUUCAAAAGGCGAUCUCACAUCCGAAAUCGAAAUCUGUGAAAAUUUUCAGAAAACAGCUCAAGAACUGUUGAAUAACUUUGUACGUUUGCAAGGACUUGCAGUUUCUCAGAUGCUCCGAAAAUCAGUCGAAACGCGUGAUUGGCUGCAUACCAUAGAGCCCAGAACAGUUAGAGCAGUGAUGAAACGCGUUGUCGAGGAUAUCACGGCUAUCGAAUCACAGGUCACUGCUCUCUAUGAUGAUAAUGAUGGACAAGUUGACAGAAGUAGUGACAGCAGUCGAAAAACUCAUAGUGUUUCAAGACAUCAAUACCGCUCAAACUGGUCAUCAUAUACUCCAAAUCACUUGGACUCAUCCUUCGUAUCAAACAUCCACAAAUUAUUUUCCGAAAGAAUCGAAAUCUUUUCAUCGGUGAAAUUCAACAAAGCAUCCAUUCUAACGGGAAUCGUGAAAAUCAGUCUCAAGACCUUCCUCGAGUGUGUAAGGUUGAGGACCUUCAGCAAAUACGGUCUGCAGCAAAUACAAGUCGAUACCCAUUAUUUGCAACUUUAUCUUUGGCGAUUCGUCAGUGAUGAGAACUUAGUGCACUUCUUGUUGGAUGAGAUCCUGGGUAGCGCAGUACAUAGAUGCCUGGAGCCAGUGCUGAUGGAGCCAAGCGUGGUGGACAUAAUCUGCGAGAGAAAUUAAUUAACGCCGACGCGACGCGAGAGAGAGCGGCUGCAAUCUAACGCUUUGAAUUUUCAAUUGGAUAAUGAUACGUCCCAUUGAGAGCGAUAGAGGCACGCAUCACACGUACACAUACACCCACACCCACACACACGCACACACACACACACAGAGAUACACACACACAAAAGCUUUUAUGAGCACGAAAAUUAGUUCAUCGGAAGAAUCGUAAGCGGCCUCGCGCCCGCCACGUUCACACGUAUAUAGCAUCAGCCCGCGCGUUUUAUCGUUGAAUUGGCCCGAUUGACGCUUAUACUGCGCGCCGCGCACAUGCCAUGCGAUCGUUGUGUCGCUCGUCGGCUAUAAUUGCGAUUGUAAAUAUGUAUUAAUGAUGAAUGGAACGACGAACAGCGACGGCAUGGCUUAUUAUUCAAUUACAGCUCAAGAUUGUACCAGAUUUGAGAAUAGCGCGAGUUUGACGAGAGAGAGACAGAGGAAGUGCGUUUGUCUCGCUGUCUAAUUAUAAAUGUAGCUUUCAUGUUUAAGCGCUUUACUUUUGAUACUGUUAUUAUUAUAUGUGCAAUGUUAUAUUGUGAGACGUUUUAAUGAUCGUCUAAUAAAUUGAUUUUUA
Messenger RNA from Phymastichus coffea, 2908 nucleotides. It is a transcript of the gene Vps51, whose product is annotated as vacuolar protein sorting-associated protein 51 homolog. Gene Ontology annotation, biological process: lysosomal transport; Golgi vesicle transport; retrograde transport, endosome to Golgi. Bases 82 to 2298 code for a protein of 738 amino acids. The transcript is spliced from 10 exons. NCBI's taxonomy places the organism in Eukaryota, Metazoa, Arthropoda, Insecta, Hymenoptera, Eulophidae. The record is from RefSeq and is a predicted model, not a curated record. Gene Ontology annotation, cellular component: membrane; EARP complex; GARP complex.